AUGUCUAGGUUUGCAACUAUUAAGAGAGACACUAAUGAGACAAAAAUCCAAAUAGCUCUCUCUUUAGAUGGUGGCCAUAUCGCUGUCAACGACGAGCACGCUACGCAGCUGAGUCUGGCACAAGUGAUUCUGGUUCAAACCGGUAUUGGUUUCUUGGACCACAUGUUGCAUGCUUUGGCAAAACACUCUGGCUGGUCUCUCAUCGUGGAGUGUAUUGGUGAUUUGCACAUCGAUGACCACCACACCGCUGAAGAUGUUGGUAUUACCUUAGGUCUCACAUUCCACAAAGCCUUGGGCCAGGUCAAGGAUGAGGCUUUGAGCCGAGCUGUUGUUGACUUGUCAAACAGACCUUAUGCUGUCGUUGAGUUGGGAUUAAAGAGAGAGAAGAUCGGUGACUUGUCUUGCGAGAUGAUCCCCAUGUUCUUGAAAGUUUUGCUCAAGGUGCUGCUAUUACAAUUCACAGCUGAAAGCGCUUUCAAAGCCUUGGCCGUGGCGAUGAAGGAGGCUAUAAGCAAGACUGGUGCAAACGAUGUUCCAAGCACAAAGGGUGUCUUGUUUUAG
Messenger RNA from Candidozyma duobushaemuli, 561 nucleotides. RefSeq names its product imidazoleglycerol-phosphate dehydratase (gene HIS3). The record is from RefSeq and is a predicted model, not a curated record. Lineage: Eukaryota; Fungi; Ascomycota; Pichiomycetes; Serinales; Metschnikowiaceae. The coding region runs from base 1 to 561 and encodes 186 amino acids. The transcript is spliced from 4 exons. Gene Ontology annotation, biological process: L-histidine biosynthetic process. Gene Ontology annotation, molecular function: imidazoleglycerol-phosphate dehydratase activity.